CCCUAAGCUGAGAAAAAUAUCUUCACGCAGCUGUCUAGGGUUUUUCGCCUCUCUUUUUACUCUCUCUCUCGAAAACCUAGCAGUCUUCUCUCUCUUUUCUCAGUUCCUCCAUGGGUAAACCUAAAUCCGCCACCAAGGUUGUUGCAGCUCCUGCUGCGGUUAAGGCCACCAAGCCUUUGAAGAAAGGUAAGAGAGAGCCUGAGGAUGAUGUUGAUACCAAAGUGAGCGCUAAGAAGCAGAAGAAAGACGUGAUUGCUGCUGUCCAGAAGGAAAAAUCUGAGAAGAAGGUGCCUAAGAAGGUUGAGAGCUCUGACUCCUCAGACUCUGAUUCCGAGGAGGAGGAGAAGGCUAAGAAGGUUCCGGCCAAGAAGGCUGCUGCCAAGGCUGCUUCAAGCAGUGAUGACUCAUCUGACGACUCUUCAGACGAUGAGCCAGCAACCAAGAAGGCUGCUGCUACCAACGGAACUGUUGCAAAGAAGUCUAAAGAUGAUUCAUCUUCUGAGGAUGAUUCUUCAGACGAGGAAGUUGCUGCAACAAAGAAGCCAGCUGUAGUUGCUAAAGCCGCUGUAAAGGCCAAGGCAGAGAGUUCAUCUGACGAGGAUUCAUCUGAUGAAGAUGAAGCUGAAAAGAAACCCGCUGCUAAGAGUGCCAAGCCAGCUGCUAAAGAUUCUUCAUCCGACGAUGACUCAGAUGAUGAAUCUGAGGAUGAGAAACCUGCUGCCAAGAAGGCAGCUCCUGCUAAGGUAGCUACCAAGGCUGCAAGCAGCUCCGAUUCAUCAGAUGAAGAUUCUGAGGAGGAAAGUGAAGAUGAGAAACCUGCCCAGAAGAAGGCUAAAAAGGAGAGCAGUAGUGAUGAUUCUAGCGAGUCUGAGGAAGAUGAAAGUGAAGACGAGAAAGAAACCCCAGCGAAAAAGAGCUCCGAUGUAGAAAUGGUUGAUGCAUCAAGUGCAAAACAGCCAAAGACACCAUCCACUCCUGCUGCUGGCGGAUCAAAGACACUCUUUGCUGCCAAUCUCUCUUUCAAUAUUGAAAGAUCAGAUGUCGAGAAUUUCUUCAAGGAAGUUGGUGAAGUUGUUGAUGUUCGAUUCUCUACCAGUAGAGAAGAUGGAAGUUUCAGGGGAUUUGGCCAUGUUGAGUUUGCUUCUGCGGAAGAAGCACAGAAGGCUCUGGAAUUACAUGGUAGACCUUUACUCGGCCGUGAGAUUCGUCUUGAUAUUGCUCAAGAGAGAGGCGAGAGACCUGCAUUCACUCCUCAAAGCGGAGGCAACAACUUCAGAAGUGGUGGUGGUGGUGAUGGUCAAACUGUUUUCGUUAAGGGAUUUGACUCUGCUCAGUCUGAGGAAGAUAUCAAGCACGCAUUGAGGGAACAUUUCGGUUCAUGCGGUGAGAUCACAAGGGUCUCUGUUCCCACAGACCGUGAAACUGGUGCUUCCAAAGGUAUUGCUUACGUUGAGUUUUCAGAAGGCAAAGAGAAGGCGUUGGAACUAAAUGGAAGUGACAUGGGAGGAUGGGGUCUUGUAGUUGAUGAGCCUAGACCGAGAGAUACCAGUAGUGGAUUUGGUGGCAGAGGAGGUAGAGAUAGCGGCCGUGGUGGCCGUUUUAACAGCGGUGGCAGAGGAGGUAGAGAUAGCGGCCGUGGUGGUCGUUUUGGUAACAGCGGUGGCCGAAGUGGAGGUGGUCGUUUCGGUGGUGGCAGAGGAGGAAGAGAUGGUGGUCGUGGAAGACCUAGUUUUACUCCCUCAGGUAAGAAGACUACCUUUGGCGAUUUCGAGUAGAAGCUUCUGUAGAAGAAAAGUCUCUUCUUAUGUUGUUAACUUGUGAUACUUCGCAUCCUUUUAUCAUUUCGUUUCUUUUUUUGUUCUAGUUUCGCUUCUGUCAGAACCUUAAAUUUUUGUCUGAAUGUUAAAUUAAGCUCAAUUUUGAGUGGUUUGGGUGUUAAAUCUAAUUAUUAUAUUCGUCCUUC
Molecule: messenger RNA, 1963 nt
Organism: Camelina sativa (false flax)
Lineage: Eukaryota; Viridiplantae; Streptophyta; Magnoliopsida; Brassicales; Brassicaceae
Product: nucleolin 1
Molecular function (GO): RNA binding
Source: RefSeq, a predicted model, not a curated record